Metarhizium acridum CQMa 102 is the source of this 966-nucleotide messenger RNA. NCBI's taxonomy places the organism in Eukaryota, Fungi, Ascomycota, Sordariomycetes, Hypocreales, Clavicipitaceae. The record is from RefSeq and is a predicted model, not a curated record.
AUGGCUGAAGCUCUCAAUAUCCCGAAGCACUCCAUCUUUCACUCCAUCGAUGCUUCCUCCAAGGCCUUUGACAGCUGGAAGCAGCGAAGUUUGGCAGAUCGCGGGCAAACCUUGUUGAAUUGCUCUGCCGCUCUUGAGACGCAAAAGCAAGAGCUUACAAACCUGCUCUGCGCCGAGAACGGAAAGCCAGCUCUCGACGCGGCUUUGGAUGUGGCCUUUAUCAUCCAGGUCUUUGGUUUCUUCGGCUCCUUGAUCGACAAGCUUCCUGGACAGUUCAUGAUCGCGGAGUCGUCUAUUCUUCCGUUAUCCGGGAGCCGCUUGGCUCCCUUGACAGUGAUGCGGAUCAUCGAGAUCCUACAAACCGUCCUCCCCAAGGGCGUUGUGCAGGCCAUCCCAGGAGCUGGAGCUGAGGUCGCACAGCUGCUCAUUGAGAGCCCUGCAGUCAAGAUGAUCUCGCUGACUGGAUCUACUGCUGCCGGCGCUGCUGUCGCUAAAACGGCUUCGAAGCUUGUCAAGCGCACCGCGUUGGAGAUUGGUGGCAAGAACGCAUUCAUUGUCUUUGACGACUGCGAUAUGGAUCGAGCGGUCAAGGGUGCUUUGGAGGGCGCCUAUCUUAGUAAGGACUGGCCGCUGCAGUACGCGGAUUGCGAGUCGGAAAUGGAUUUGACGAGCAGGAACGGUCUGGUCAAAAGUUACAUUGCCUUGGGAAGUGAAGAGGGUGCCAAGAUUGCGGCCCAGGCUGACUUGCCUUCGGACCCUUCCCUUAAGGACGGCUACUUCGUCGCGCUGACGCUUUUUAGGGACGUGGUACGCACAAUGCGCAUCGCCCAAGAGGAAAUAUUUGGCCCUGUGGCGACUGUUUGCUCGUUCAGUAGCGAGGAAGAGGCUGUCUUUGUUGUUAACGAGUCGCGAUACGGACUUGUGGCCGUAAUUUGGGCAUACCCAACGGUAGCCAAUAGUACCUAG